AUGUAUGCUAGCCCUAGAGAAGAGGAGCGUCAUGAGAUGUGGAAUGAUGUUUAUCAGUUCAGUCAGAAUAUGAGUACUCCUUGGGUUGUUGCUGGUGACUUUAAUGGUAUCAAAGAUGCUAGUGAGAAAAAGGGUGGAUCUCAAGUUGAUAGAGCUAAGUGUGGCAGAUUUUUUGAGUUCUUAGAUAGUUGUCUGGUUGAUGAGCUUCGUUGCUUUGGUCCUAAGUUCACAUGGCAAGGUCCAAAAUGGAAUCACCUGGAUAGAGUUUAUAAAAAACUUGAUAGAGUUUGCGUCAAUCUUGCUUGGAGAACAGCUUUUCAAAAUUCUGAGCUUAUGGUUGGGAAUUGGGACCGUAGAUCAGAGAUAAAGUCAAUGAUGUGCCGAUUUGUUCCUAAGCUUCAACAUUGGAAUAAUCAUGUCUAUGGCUAUAUACAUCAGAGGAAAAAGUUCAUAAUGCAGCAGAUUGAGAAGGUCCAAUUUCAAAGGAUUAGCUCAGACUGUAUGAGAUUACAAGAUACUGAGAAGUAUUUGCAGAAGGAGUUUAAUCAGGUUUUGGAUGAAGAGGAGAUGCUUUGGUAUCAAAAGUCAAGACAUAAUUGGAUUGUGGAUGCUGAUAAAAAUGCUAGAUACUAUCACUUGAGAAUUAUAGUGAGAAGGAGCUCCAAUAAAAUUUCAAGGCUUAAAAAGGAUACUAACCAGUGGAUUGAGGAGCCUAAGGAGCUUAAAGACCAUGUCUGUAAUUUUUACAGGAACUUGUUUACUGAGGAAUCCACUUCUCGUAGGUGGUUAUCUUCUCCUAGCUUCUGGGCGCCUGUUGCAUCUGAAUCUCGUGAGAGACAAUGGAAGUUUGUGAAUUGUCAAAUUGUUGAAACAGUUAGGAAAAUUUGGUCCAAUCCUUCUUUGGUUGCAGAGAUCAAUUCUACUCUUUUGAGAUUGAAGCCGUUGAUGGAAAACUUAGUCUCUCCAUUUCAGGUGAGUUUUGUUCCUAAUAGACAAAUUCAGGAUAACAUAAUUAUUGUUCAGGAAUUGGUUCAUUCAAUGCAUAAGAUGAAGGGUAAGAAAGCUUUUAUGGCCAUUAAAAUUGAUUUGAUCAAGGCUUAUGAUAAGCUUUCAGGCAAGACUAGUGAUUUUAUUCCUUCUAGGGGUAUUAGACAGGGUGAUCCCCUUUCUCCCUAUUUGUUUGUUCUUGCUAUGGAGAAAUUAACUCAUAUCUUCUUGACUGCUUUGAAUGGUGGAAUGUGGAAGCCUAUCUGCCUAGUGUUGAUCAAUUUGAGGUCCUUAACAAAUGCCUCUCUUUUUGAAGAAGCUUCGGGUCUUAGUCUUAGUGUGGAGAAGACCAGUAUCUAUUUUUCCAAAAAUGCAGAUGUUGAGGUUAUUGCUAAUAUUACUCAGAGAAGUGGUUUUAAGCAUGUUAAAAAUAUUGGCCGCUAUCUUGGGUCAAUGAUGAGACAUGGCAGGGCUUCUAAGAAUAUCUAUGAGGGGAUUGUAGAAAAAGUCAAAAGUAAGCUAAAUGUUUGGAAUCAGCAAACUUUAUCCCAAGCUGGUCACAUUACAUUGACAAAUUCUGUUUUGGCUGCCAUGCCUUAA
Molecule: messenger RNA, 1587 nt
Organism: Gastrolobium bilobum
Lineage: Eukaryota; Viridiplantae; Streptophyta; Magnoliopsida; Fabales; Fabaceae
Exons: 6
Coding region: 1-1587 (528 amino acids)
Source: RefSeq, a predicted model, not a curated record